UGGGACCACCCCCAAAGGAAAUGACCUCCAGAGUUCAUAUGGGACAACCCACCAAAGGAACUGGCCUCCAGGGUCCAUAUAGGACCACCCACCAAAGGAACUGGCCUCCAGGAUCCAUAUGGGACAACCCACCAAAGGAACUGGCCUCCAGGAUUCAUAUGGGACAACCCACCAAAGGAACUGACCUCCAGAGUCCAUAUGGGACAACCCACUAAAGGAACUGGCCUCCUGGGUCCAUAUGGGACCACCCACCAAAGGAACUGGCCUCCAGGGUCCAUAUGGGACCACCCACCAAUGGAAUUGGCCUCCAGGGUCAAUAUGGGACUCAUCUAGAUUGGACCUUCUUCCUUUCGUCAUGUCCAGCACUGGAUCUUCUUCCCCACACAGUCCAACCUCAUUCAUUCCCGUCCGGGUUACAGACCUGGAACCGACCAAUGAUGAGCUGGCUCUGCAACAACUGGAGUCACAUGAUGUCUCUGUCGCCAAGUGGACCCCGCCUACAAACCAAGAUGGCGACGUUUGGGAAGAAUCGGCGGCUUUUCCCAUGUUCCAUUUCUACCAGGAUGAAGGGAUUGAUAUCUGCUCAGACUUUCUUGCUGGACAAUGUGCAGAGGGUGAAGGAUGCCCGCGACACCACACCAUGCUCCCCUACUGGUGGCAGAUCAGGGAGUCCGCCAGUGAUGAAUGGACGAAUGUAGAUACUUGCGCCCAGGGAGUCUUCGAGAGACUGUUUUGUGACCCCAAACGAGAAAAUGUCACUGUCUCCUAUCAGAACGUGUUGCUGAAUGUUAACUUCACCAGCAUGGAAGUCUUGUGUAACCAGCACUUUAACCGCAUACGUCGUCUUUCUACCUGCACCUCUGUCUUCCGUCCCUUCCACACCCUGUACAAGUAUUAUUAUAUGUCAGAUCACACAUGGGAGGAGUACAGUCCAAGGCUUAUUAAGCGCAUAGAGAGAGGUCUGUCGAGAGAUAAGAAGACCCUGCACUGCUCUGAGAAUGGACACAAAUACUCCCUGCACCUCUCUCUGAUGUAUCAGGUGAAUGAGGCAACGGGCAGAAAGCGGAGCAUGAGGAUGAGGCCGCUCUUUAGAUCACUAGCCUUAAUGGCACCUGAGUUACGGACUCUGCCCAGAUCCAUCCCCGGUAUUAACCCGUCUCCAUGCAGCGACCAAUCAGAUGCAGGAUAUUUGUACCCAAAGUCUUGGGUUGUAAAUAACAAUUUGUUAAUCUAUGAGAGAGUUCCACUCACCUGUGAGGAUCGAGAAUUCUUUCAUAUUUACAGAUGUUUCCACUUCACUAUGCCUGAAUCAUCUUAUCUGAUCCUGGAGAUAUUCCGAAUCCAGAACUAUUUCCAGUGGGAGCGAUACAGUCGGAAGAGGGCUCAUAUGAGACAGAAUGCAGAAGAGAAUGAGAAGAGGCUGCUGGAGAGACAUUUGUUUCAUGGCACAGACCAAGGCUCAGUUGAGGCAAUUUGCAGACAGAACUUUGACCCGCGCAUGUGUGGGAAGAAUGGGAUUUUGUAUGGUCAGGGCUGUUAUUUUGCUCGGGACGCCAGUAACUCAAACCAUUUCACUGGGGGCAGUUUGCCGGGGCAUCGCUUCAUGUUUCUGGCCAAGGUGUUGGUGGGACGUCCGUCUGUAGGACACGUAUCAUUUCGCCGACCUCCGCAAAUAAACCCCAGUGACCCGUGCAGCCCCCUCUACGACUCCUGCGUCUCCAGCGGCCGUGACCCCUCCAUCUUUGUUAUCUUUGAUAAUGACCAGUGUUUCCCAUAUUUCCUUAUCAAGUAUCAGGAGAUAAAGGACAGCGUCGCCCUCGGGUGAUAACCAGGCGUCUCUUGGCAGGAGGGAGGUAAAUUGCCCCUUUAUUUGCUGCAGUGGAGCAGCCGGAGCACCAGUGGGUCGGGGGAUUCCUUAUACCCGAGUAAACUUUACUUUCUUUUUUCAA
Messenger RNA from Xenopus laevis (African clawed frog), 1949 nucleotides. RefSeq names its product protein mono-ADP-ribosyltransferase TIPARP. NCBI's taxonomy places the organism in Eukaryota, Metazoa, Chordata, Amphibia, Anura, Pipidae. The transcript is spliced from 6 exons. The record is from RefSeq and is a predicted model, not a curated record. The coding region runs from base 239 to 1825 and encodes 528 amino acids.